UAGGGAUUCGUGUCAUCAUAUAAGACGAAAUUAUCAAAUAGAUUCACCAAUAAUUAUAAAAAUUAUGAAAACGAAAGGAAUUGGUUUUGAAAAUGAAGCAGGGAGUCCUAAACGAAUAACUUGGACAAUGAUCAAGCAAACAAAUGAAUGGAAUGCACAGAUCGAAAAAAAAAAAACAAUUAAGCGAAGAGUUUGAAAAAAUAAAAAAGAAUUUACUAGCUUUGUACGAAGAGAACCAGAAUGGACCAGAAGAUGAGAGAUUAGAUAAAGAAGAAUUUUAUAUAGAUGAUGAUGAAUAUAGAUUAUGGUUUGACCAAAAUUAUGGAGUUGAACGUGACGAGUACGAAGCCAGAAUGAUAAGUGAUACAAAUAUUUGUAAAAUGAAAAAGGAAAAUAUAAUUAAAGAACAUUGGGAUCCUCUAAUUGCUAAACCAAAAUCUAUACAUUGUAUCAAAGAUUUAUAUAAGGUAAAUAAUUAUUCAAUUAGUAAAGAAGACCAAGAAAUUAUCAAUAAAUCAACUCGGAUAAUAAAUAAGAGAUCUUUGUCUAACUUACUAUCAUUCGAAGAAAAAUAUAAAGGAUCAAUAAGUCAUGAGUUAAUAGAAACUAUUGAGUGUUUAUAUUCUCAGUACGAUUAUUAUAAAUUGGAUAUAGCUGAAGAUGAAAUGAUUUUACUUGAAUUCAUAAUCAGCAAAUUGAAGCUCAAAUUCAAUUCAUUAUUUGAUGAUUUGUUCGUCGAUAAACAACAAAUACUAGAUAAAUUGAAUGGAUUUAAUAAUAGAUUGCGUGUGAUUGAAAUCGAAUUGAGAUUAGCGUGCAAAAUUGAAUCGACUGCACCUUCGCCGGUAGAAUAUAAGUGGAGUCAAUAUGAACAAACUGAGAGACUUUUAUACGUCGAAGAUAAUAAAGUUGCUAUGAAAUUUAAUAACUUAUUACUUAACGAAAAAAAAUCGACUCAUUCGAAUGAAGAUAACAACGAACAAUCACAAAAAGUCGAAAAAUUCAGGAAGCAGGCACUUAUUCAUAUGAUGGAUGGCGUAUUACAGAAAAUAUGGGAAGAUGAGUUAAAAAAAGAUAUACCAAAACCUCAUUGCAUGUUGAAUAAAAAGCCUGAAGAUUAUACGGUAGGUGAUUUAAAAUUAAUAAUUAAGUAUGAAGAAGCAGUAGUGGCUUUAAACAAUGAUAGAAUGAAGUACAAAACUAUUCUUGAACAAGAAAAGAUUGAAAUUGAUCGGAAUAUUAAAAAAAGCAUAAAAGAAUUGGAUAAAAAUAUAAAAAAUCUUUUUGAAAUUAAGAUUAAAUACGAUUCAGCCAUCAACCAGGAGUAUUUAAAAAUUAUUAGAAUUUCAAAAAUAUUAAAUGACAGCGAUCAAAGAAAACAACAAAUCAAAUUACUCGAACGAAAUUGUUUGGAAAAUGAAAAUACUCUUACGGAAUUAAAAAAAAAAAUCACAAAAAUACAAGAAAAUAUUUACGAUGUGAAUACGAUCUUAAGUACGUUGAUGAAUACUGAUCGAGAACUCCGAAAUAAAUUUGAAUCCAAGUUCCAUAAAACGACAUUAAUUGCUUACAAUUUAAGGCCUAAAAUGUUAGGCAAUACAAAUUAUUCAUCAUUAGUUGGCUAUCAGUUUGUUGAUACUAUAAUGGAUCCAACAUAUGAUAAACUAGAUCUUUUGAGUUCACCAUUUAUUAAAUAUUUGAAUACACUUAAGAUGAAUGACGACUAUAAAUAUGUAACUAAUAAAAAACUGCGUAUGAAUAGUAAAACAUGGCAAAGACUUUGCUAUUAUAGACGUUUAAAAAUUAAAAACGAAUUUAAAAUCAUAAAUUGUCAAAAAGACUUGAUAAACGAGACUAAUUUUUUAAAAAAUCUAAAACAACAUGUAAAAAACCAUACAGUUAUGAUGAAGAUGUUAAAAACUUCUAUCACUCAACUGAAAAAUCAAGAUUUUCGUUAUAAAGAUGAACUUGAGGUACAACUGAUUGUGAAAAAAGGAAACACAGAAGAAAUUAAACUUACAGGACAUAUCGAGGAUUUUGAUGAUGUUUUACUUAUACAUAAAAAUGUUUGUUUAGAGCGGAAGAAUGAAGUUGAAAAACAAAAAUCGAUUAAAGCGAGUGAACACUCUCAUUUAUUUGAAAUGAAACGUAAAUGUCAAAUAAUAAAGUCGGAUAUUAAUAUUCAAAAGCUGAAAAUAAUAUUGUAUAAGUAUCGUUGUGAAUUUAUUAAACAUAUGACACUUACCAAGAAUAUAUUGGACUAUCAAGAGCUGAAGGCAAAAGGUAUGGUUAAAAAUGCCGAACAAAAAGUUAAAGAAAGAGCGGAAAUUGAAUUCGCGUAUAAUAAACAAAAAACUAAUUUAAAGGAACGUCAAAUAAAAUUGACCGAGGAGAUAAAAAAAUUCACAAAAGAAAAUAAAAAACUCGAUGAAACAAUUAGUGCUGAACGGAAAAAAAUGCAUCAUAUUUCAAAUCAAGGAAUCAUUAAGGAAAUUGGUUGUGCCAGGAAAAUCGAGGAUAUUGAACAUAGUGCGAUGAUUACCAAAAUACAGACGCUAUGUGAAGAUAUUGUUGUUUUGGAGACCCAAUUGGAAUCGUUGCAAUUAAAAGUAUUUUCAGAAUCACAGUCAUAACCAUCUAUGAGUUUCCAUAAAUGAGAAAUUGGGCUGGAAAAUAUGCAUUGAUUAGAAGUUUUCUUGUAUUCAUGUUUUUAUAAAUUGAAUUUAAAUAAACAUACCUAAUUUAAUUAUUUAUAAAAAUAUUUUGAUAACUCGAAGACAUUUUUUUUUCAUAGACAUGCAUGUUACUGAGAAUACAUUGUGUAUAGAUCUAUACAUUUUAAAAUAAUUGCUAAUUAAGAUUAAUAUUUUAUUAUUACCUUAUAUUUACCGCAUGGUUUAUGGAAUAAAUAAUGGAAUAAUAAUGGAAUAUUUGCUGGUAGUGGAUAUUAAUACACUUUUUUGGCAUACGUAUCCUAUUAUUCAUAAUCGAUUAUGGACGGUGAUUUCGUAACAAAUACGAUCAGGCGUACAGUUAUGCUCAAAAAUUGCAGACAUAAUGGUCAGUUUUAAUUAUAAUCCUUUUUUCAUUGUUAUGUUGAUGGUUUAAUAUUGGUAUGAGUAUAAGAACAGCUACAAAAGAUUAUAUCAUAUAUUAUUAUGAUAUUGAUUUUGUGGUAUUUAAUUUUGUUUUUCAAUCAUUCGGUCGUACAAAGAUAAUUAUUUCGAUACAUACUUAUGUGUUGCAAUUAAUAAUAAUAUGUACGUAUAUGUAUACACUAAUACAGGCGCUCAGUUAUAUAUAUAUAUAUACAUUAAUU
This is a messenger RNA of Sipha flava (yellow sugarcane aphid), 3319 nucleotides long. RefSeq names its product cilia- and flagella-associated protein 43-like. Lineage: Eukaryota; Metazoa; Arthropoda; Insecta; Hemiptera; Aphididae. The transcript has 14 exons. Gene Ontology annotation, cellular component: axoneme. Gene Ontology annotation, biological process: cilium assembly. The record is from RefSeq and is a predicted model, not a curated record. Bases 144 to 2633 code for a protein of 829 amino acids.